AUGGCUCAGUAUCAAACCACUGGUUACACAAAUUGUCGCGAAAUUUUAGACUCUCUUGCUCGCUUAUCUCAAACAAUCGAUACACAGGCAAAACAGUUAUCCGACAAAGAGAGGUUAAUCGGCAGUCCAUCUGACAGUCCUGCAUUUCGAAAUAGUUUAGCAAAUGAUGAAAAACGAUUACAUGACACUGUACAACAGACAACGACAUUAUUUAAAAAGCUAACUACGGAAGUUGGAUCAAGAAGGAGUGACUUAUCGCAAGAAGAAAAGAUUCAAAUGACACAAGUUCAAAAGGCUAUGGAACAAGCGCUGAAAAAAUACCAACAAAUUCUAAAAACACUCAAUGAGAAACGUCAACAGUUUCAAGCAGCCAAACAAGAUACACUUAUCGACUUUGAACAAGACAACACCGAUGAUGUGAAUAAAAGACUGCAAAUGCGAUCGCAAAUGCAAGUGCAGAAAGAUCGUUUAAGAGAUCAAGUCGAACAACAAUAUGUUAUUGAAGAAGCGGUUGAGAAUGUUCAAGUAAGCAUAAUCGAAGCUAAGAAUCGCGCAAGACUUAAGACAGUUCUCUGCUCUAGUUGGGACCCAUGCGAAGGGAGAGGCAGAAGAUAACGUACUAGCAGUUUGUGUCUACUCUCGUUCCUCUUCUCAAAAAGUUUCACGUACAGCACUAUCGGUGCUUACCAGUGCCGGAAUACCAUCGAAGGUGAGCACUGCAGAUAUACUUAGGGUAUACCAAAAGUAAUGACGCCAGUAUCUUAUUCCUUACAAGAAUGCCUCAACAAAUUUUCUUUUUUCAUGUGGUCGUAGAGGAGAAGAUGCUUUAUUUUUCUGUACUAUUUGAUCACUGUUCAACUAA
Didymodactylos carnosus is the source of this 862-nucleotide messenger RNA. NCBI's taxonomy places the organism in Eukaryota, Metazoa, Rotifera, Eurotatoria, Philodinida, Philodinidae. The record is from the annotation of a GenBank genome assembly.